This is a messenger RNA of Xyrichtys novacula (pearly razorfish), 3947 nucleotides long. The record is from the annotation of a GenBank genome assembly. NCBI's taxonomy places the organism in Eukaryota, Metazoa, Chordata, Actinopteri, Labriformes, Labridae.
GGUAUAUAUUUCUCUCUCUGUCCUCCCGCUUCCUCUUUCUUUCACGCGACCCUACGGUACUCGGUAAGGGAUUUUCACUCUUAUUUUCCGAAGACUCGUAACUUGUUUUCAGCACUAUUACACACGCUACAGUUUUAAACCUAAAUAAUAAAACACAAGUUUAACCUAUAUUUACAUCGAGGGGUCUGUUAUAGAGCGGUGUUGUGUUUUUAACGUUAGCGCGGCCUGUCAUGAUAUCGCUAGCUUGCCGUUAGCCGGCUAACGUUAGCUAACCACCACAUGUCAUACUGGACGGUACCAUAAAGAGUAGCGUAUGUCUGAAAAAUGGUCUUAACUUAAAUUUUCCCCGUGUAGGUACUACCUUGUCUUUAAACCAGCUGUCAGGCGAUCCUUGGAAGCACUGCAAAGAUGCCCAGGGAAGACAGGGCCACGUGGAAGUCCAACUACUUCCUGAAGAUCAUCGUAAGUACGGCACGAUCCCCCCCAAAUAACAUUGACAAAUAAACCGAUUCAGAUUGUUACCACUGUGUUAGGCUGUCAGUUUGUUCUAAUUGUUUUAUUUAUUGCACUUUGUUUUUGUAGCAACUCCUGGAUGACUAUCCAAAAUGCUUCAUCGUGGGGGCAGACAACGUGGGCUCCAAACAGAUGCAGACCAUCCGUCUGUCUCUGCGAGAGAAGGCUGUUGUGCUGAUGGGUAAAAACACCAUGAUGCGCAAAGCCAUUCGUGGUCAUCUGGAGAACAACCCAGCCUUGGAAAAGUGAGUUCACAGAUCUAUCUUCUUAAAAAUGUGUGCAGGAUUAGUUACAAUGCAGCUUGUGCGGUACUGCUUUGUCGUUCCCCCUGCAAACAACAAUCUGUUUCCAGCUAUCCCUGUCUGCCUAUUUCCUCCCGGUAACCAGGGACUCAAGGUCUCAGACAUAUCAGCCUGUUCACGCUUGGUCUAAACGUUUGCCUGAGUUGACCUGUUUUAAUGGUUGAUGCUGUGAUUUGACAGGCUCCUGCCCCACAUUAAAGGAAAUGUGGGUUUCGUCUUCACCAAAGAAGAUUUGGCUGAGGUCAGGGACAUGCUGCUGGCCAACAAGGUAAGAAUCCCAGUGAAAAUUCGUAAGCAGGAUUACAAUGUUUUGAUUUAUAGGAGCACUUGAUGGGUAGAUUCAUUUGUGCACCUCAACUCCAGAUUCUGCAACGUUCUGAAAGUUUCCUCCUGUGUCUUUAGAGCUGUAGGACAAUGAUACUAGAGAAGUUAAUUUUGUCAGGCUACCAUCAAUAAUUGGCCCAAACCUACAAAUUAAUUUAAGUAUAUUACAUGCAAAACAAACUGCACUCCAACACAAGAAAGCUGAAAGUAUAAUUCAGGGGUGUCAAAUUAACCUCAGCAAGGGUCAUAAUCUGGAUUUAGGUCUAACCUGAGGGCCAAACAGGGUCAACAUUUCACCAAAACUAUCAACUUCCUUUUCAUAAAAUAUACAAGACAAAUACAGCAAUGAUUUUUUUUUUUUUAUACAAUUUUUUUUAUUUUAUUUUUUAUUCUGUUCUUAUUUAUUGGUUCAAAAGAUAAAAGUGAAGGGCAGAAAUUUGCCAUUAAAUAGAGAAAACCUGGUAGGCUGUUAAUAUUAAACACAUACACUCGGAUAUUAAGAUGCAGGAUAAGUUACAAUGCAGCUUGUGCGGUACUGCGUUGUCGUUCCCCCUGCAAACAACAAUUUGUUUCCUCGCUAUCCCUGUCUGUCAUCUUCUCUUGACUGCCAGGGACGUAAGGUUUCAAACACAAAUCAGUCAUUUAAAAAAAUUUCAGAGUCAAUAUUGAAAUGUAAUGAGGAUUUGAUAGAGCCAUGGCAAGGGAUUAACUGAUUUUCACUAUCACAGGUACCUGCAGCUGCCCGUGCUGGAGCUAUCGCCCCUUGUGAUGUGACUGUGCCUGCCCAGAACACUGGUUUGGGUCCUGAGAAGACCUCUUUCUUCCAGGCUCUGGGUAUCACCACCAAGAUCUCCAGGGGAACCAUUGAAAUCUUGGUGAGUCUGAAAACAACCAUACUACAGUAGUUGGAAUUGAGGUUUCUGCACAAAAUGAAUUUGCAGUGAGUUUUCUGCUGAAUUGUUUCAGCCUUCAAUGAAAGCAUGAUGUUGAACCUGGGUGUAAUUUUGCCUUUCUCUCCCCCCAGAGUGAUGUCAAUCUGAUCAAGACCGGCGACAAGGUUGGUGCCAGCGAGGCCACACUCCUCAACAUGCUGAACAUCUCGCCCUUUUCCUAUGGGCUCAUCAUCCAGCAAGUGUAUGACAAUGGCAGCGUGUACAGUCCUGAGGUUCUUGACAUCACAGAGGCUUCCCUGCAUACCAGAUUCCUGGAGGUACGAUAACAGGUUUAGCAUUGAAAUUCAAAAUAAAAUUGACUUCAAUUUUUUUAUAUUUUUGCACUACAAGCACAUUAUUGGUCCACUAACUUGAAAUAUGAUUUAUUCAAGGGUGUGAGGAACAUCGCUAGCGUGUGUCUCGAGAUUGGCUACCCCACUUUGGCAUCUGUCCCCCACUCUGUCAUCAACGGCUACAAGAGAGUCCUGGCUAUUGCUGUGGAAACUGAUUACUCCUUCCCUCUCGCCGACAAGGUAAACUUAUCAAACUGAUAACUUGUCAUAUUCAAUCUGUAGGACAGGUUUCUGGGCAAACACUGCACAGCUCAACAUAAUGCAAAGAAUUUUUCAUUGUAUGUCAACUGAGUUACUGUCUCAGACAACCCUGUUGUAGAUGCAGAAUGUACCAUGAUGCCUCUCUUGGGAUGAGAAGAACUUUAUUCAUCCCUGAGGAGAAAUUCAGUACUGGUACUAUAUAUGACAUAUUUGUUGCUGGAUUAAUUUUUGUUUACAUCUUUUGCAGGUCAAGGCCUUCCUGGCAGACCCAUCUGCAUUUGCUGCAGUUGCAGCCCCUGCAGCAGCUGCUGAGACUGCAGCUGCUCCAGCUGCUGCCAAGGAGGAGGUUAAGGAAGAGUCUGAAGAAUCAGAUGACGACAUGGGCUUUGGUCUGUUCGACUAAGUUCUCUGCCGUGAACAAGUGCAUACGAGACAAAUAAGACUGACUCAAUAAAAGAAAAGUCCAUUAAGUUCGUGUGGGGGGUGUCUGUUUUUUUUCUCGCCAUUAAACAAUUGAUUGCUUUAAGUGAGACUGUAGGUCUUGAAGCCGUGGCUCAACAUGGUCAGUACAAAAUCAGGAAAUACAAUAAAACCUGAAAGGAAAUAAUGGAAUGCCAACAAAGGUCAACAUACGUGACCAAGUCUUGAAUGCAUCUUGAAUGUAGUGGUACUUUGUAAUGCCAAUCGGCCUCAAUAUGGCGGUAGACCUUUGAUAUCCACGGUAAGAGACUUGGAGUUGUAAAUGUUCAUAGGGCAAAAAUGUGUUCAUAUCCAGUAAUUUGAGUAUAUGGUGUGUACACAGUGGCCCAGUAUCCGGAUGAGUAAUGGUUUUAUAACGCUUCAGUGCUGGGUCUCAAGAUGAAACUCAUAUUGCCAACAGAAAUAGUGGUAUGCAGAAAAUUGGACUUCAUUUAAUCGGCUACUUAUCCUGAUUCAUGAGUAAACAUGCAUCGGAAGUGACAUGAAGCAUAACGUCAUUUGUGAAAUUGCAAAAACGAUUCUAAACUUCCGUUUUGGGCGUGUCAGCUUUCAAAAUAAAAGCCGAUGAGUAUUUUUCUCAGAACUUAAGGUCUGUGUGCUUUUUGCACAUCCCGUAGGCCACUGAAGAUUUUAUCCUGUGCUUUUAGAAGUUCUUUACUACAUAGAACAAAAGCCUUGCCCUUAUUUUUUUGUCACUUUCAAAGUUUUUGCCAAUAUUUUAAAAGGUAGCCUAUUUAGUGGAGUAUGAUCAAUUUUUCUGUCAUUUCCCCCCAGCAGUGAAUUUAGACAUAUAAUUUACCUUUGUAUUGUCUUGAUUAAAACACUUUGACUUUGGAGUUUAA